UGACAUUGUUUGAAGGAUGGCAACAUUGGUGCAGCUUGCUCUUUGAAGGCUGUACAACGUAUCGACUCAGCAACAAUAAAGAACUUGGCGGAUGAGGUUAUAGUAUCUUGAAAUAAGUCUUUUUGCGUCUUGAAACGAAACAGAUUGCUAGCUGAUAAGUCUAGUUCAUUACCAAUGGCAUCGCGUCAGCAGCAUCAUCAGGGGAAACAAAAAAGAGAAGAUGAAGAAGAGGAAAGACAAAGGCAAGGAGGAGAGCGGGAGUAGAGAGGAUUGAUAGACUAGCAAGAGCAGGAAAUGAGAAAGGGGAGGGGCUGGAUAUGAAACAUAUGGAGACUAGACUGUACCCGCCUCGGAUGUGAGGGUGUGUGAGGAGGAGUAUAUAAGAACCAGCUCACUUCAUCAGUAUCGAGGAUAUCGGUCAUCAUCAUGUUUUCAUUUUUGUGACAGUUCUAGUGGUCAUUCAAGUCAUUGCGUACUUCUGUUGGUCAAAGUGUGUCAGAUGAGAGAAAUCAGCCGACAUGUGUGUCUGCUGGUGUACCUGGAGUACCUGGAUCACCUGGAGUGAAUGGAUCACCUGGACGAGAUGGAAUGAAAGGAGAAAAGGGGAUGAACGGAGAGAAAGGAUUAGUUGGAGAUGCUGGUGCACAAGGAAUAAAAGGAGAAGAAGGAAGGAAAGGAGAGAAAGGAACAAAGGGAGAGAGAGGAUUAGUUGGAGAUGUCGGCAGUAAAGGUAAUGCUGGAGAAACAGGAAGGAAAGGAGAGAAAGGAGAAGCUAUGACACUCAACUGGAAACAGUGUGUGUGGAAUAGAGCGGAUGGGAAGGACAGCGGUCUGAUUCAGAACUGUAAUUUUAGGAAACAUGACAGCAAUUCAGCUCUACAUGUUGCAUAUGCAGAAAAUCUUGCGAUUGACUGCAGUAGUCAGUGCUGUUCUCGAUGGUAUUUUACAUUUAACGGUAACGAAUGCAGUGGACCUAUGACUAUUGAGGGAAUUGUGUUUGGUUAUCCAGCUAAUAAUUAUCCUUAUCAUCACAGGCAGAUUGAGGGAUACUGUGAGAACAUUCCAGCAGGUCAAGUCACAAUUGGAUUCAACAUUGGAAACUGUAACAAACAUACAUCAACAACGUAUAAUGGCUUGACAGGAUGGAUAGCAGUAUCUCACAUUAUGAUUGCAGAAGUUCCUUCACCACAAAAGUGACUGAAUUAGAGAGGAAUUAAGAACUUGUGGUGCGAUCGAGGUAGCUGAAGUAGGAGGCUGGAUGGUGCGCGUGCAUGUAUGUCUUUGCCGUGUGUGAGUGUAUGUAUGAUUAAUUCAAUGUAGCUGCAACUAAUUUACAUUACAUGUAUAUCGUUUGUCAAAGUUACAGACAGA
Molecule: messenger RNA, 1371 nt
Organism: Corticium candelabrum
Lineage: Eukaryota; Metazoa; Porifera; Homoscleromorpha; Homosclerophorida; Plakinidae
Product: collagen triple helix repeat-containing protein 1-like
Exons: 7
Coding region: 589-1197 (202 amino acids)
Source: RefSeq, a predicted model, not a curated record